AAACAAGAGGUGGUACGUCAGGACUGAUAUCACAGGCUCUCCAGCAGGAUAAGCAGGUCUUAAUUGAUAAAGGAUCUUACAAAUUAUUUACAGCUUUGCAACCUGUUUUUUUGAGGUGUGUGCUAUUCUUGGUCCCACAGGCUGCUUCGGCCUCAUGAAAGUUAUUGAAAUCUUUCAUUCAUUCAGACUAUUAGGUAGCCUUGAAUGGUCGGCUUGUGGGAUGGGACAGCCAACUGCAAACUGUAGGGAUUCAAUAUAGACAGGCUAGGGAGGGAAGGCAAUGCAACAGGGCAAUAGAGGAUCAGCAUAGAGAUCAUAAUGGGUGUUUGGGGAGGAGUUGUGGUUGUAGUGUUGUUGGUGGUGGUAUACAAGGUCGUGCAAUGGAAGAGAUACAGGCUUCCUCCAGGCCCUAGGGCGUUGCCUGUAGUGGGGAAUCUGCUAGACAUAGGUGCAGUGAGGUUUAGGUGUUUCUGGGAAUGGUCCAAGCAAUAUGGUCCUAUCAUGUCUGUGUGGUUUGGGUCGACAUUGAAUGUGAUAGUGAGCAAUACAGAGAUGGCAAAGGAGGUUCUUAAGGAGUAUGAUCAGCAGUUGGCUGAUAGGUACAGAAACAGAUCAAGUGACAGAUUCAGUAGAGGUGGCCAGGACUUGAUUUGGGCGGAUUAUGGUGCCCAUUAUGUCAAGGUCCGGAAGGUAUGUACCCUGGAGCUUUUCAAUGCCAAGAGGUUGGAGGCCCUCAGGGUUGUGAGGGAGGAGGAGGUUGCUGCAAUGGUAGAAUCCAUCUUUAAGGAUCAAGGCAUAGGUAAGGCUUUGGUUGUUAGGAAAUAUCUGUCACCUGUGGCAUUCAACAACAUUACCAGAAUUGCCUUUGGAAAACGGUUUGUAAAUAAAGAAGGGAAGAUGGAUCCACAAGGAGUGGAGUUCAAGGAAAUAGUUGCAACAGGAGUGAAGGUGGGAGGUUCCCUCGCUAUGGCUGAAUAUAUUCCCUAUCUCCGUUGGAUGUUCCCUUUGGAAGAAGGUGCAUUUGCUAAGCAUAGUGCCAGGAGAGACAGACUCAGCAAAGCCAUUAUGGAAGAGCAUACUCUAGCUAGAGAGAAGAGCGGUGCCAAACAACAUUUUGUGGAUGCACUGCUUACACUGCAAGAAAAAUAUGAUCUCAGUGAAGAUACCAUCAUUGGUCUGCUUUGGGACAUGAUCACUGCAGGGACAGAUACAACAGCUAUAACUGUAGAAUGGGCCAUGGCUGAACUGGUUCGCAAUCCUCGAGUACAGCAGAAAGUUCAAGAAGAGCUAGAUAGGGUUAUUGGCAAGGACAGAGUAAUCAAUGAGACCGAUUUUCCUAAUUUGCCCUACCUGCAAUGUCUCACAAGAGAGGCUCUGCGCUUGCACCCGCCCACUCCCAUGAUGCUUCCACACAAAGCAAAAGAGCAUGUGAAGAUAGGUGGGUAUGACAUACCCAAAGGGGCCACUGUACAAGUUAAUGUGUGGGCCAUUGCUAGGGAUCCAGCUGUGUGGAAUGAUCCAUUGGCUUUUAGGCCUGAGAGAUUUCUUGAAGAGGAUGUUGACAUUAAGGGCCAUGAUUUUAGAUUGCUGCCAUUUGGUGCAGGGCGUAGGGUUUGCCCUGGUGCACAAUUGGCUAUUUAUCUGGUUCAGUCUAUGUUGGCUCACUUACUUCACCAUUUCACAUGGAGCCCUCCUGAAGGAAUGAAGGCAGAAGACAUAGAUCUCACAGAAUCUCCGGGACUUGUAACUUACAUGGCCAAGCCUGUAGAGGCCAUUGCAACUCCUCGAUUGCCUGAGCAUCUCUACUGCGGAAUUCCAAAAAUGUGACAGUUUCAGCUCUGCAAGACGAUGGAUACCCUUUCCAUGGUGAACCUCUGAAUUGGUCUCAAUGAUGUCAUAUGUUGGAAAAUAAACCUGCACGUUUAAUCGAGUGGGCAACAUAUUUUAAUGGUAGCAUUUACAUUGCAUUUUAGCUGUAGGUUUCAUUUGUCCUUUGUUAUUGUGUGGUUCCAUUCUAGAGACAGCAACAAAUAAAAGUUUCCAAAUGUUUUCUGACUA
Cryptomeria japonica (Japanese cedar) is the source of this 2058-nucleotide messenger RNA. RefSeq names its product cytochrome P450 98A2. Bases 319 to 1827 code for a protein of 502 amino acids. The transcript has 3 exons. Lineage: Eukaryota; Viridiplantae; Streptophyta; Pinopsida; Cupressales; Cupressaceae. The record is from RefSeq and is a predicted model, not a curated record. Gene Ontology annotation, molecular function: iron ion binding; heme binding; monooxygenase activity.